AUGAACCUACCACAAUUUGAGAGAUUUUCUGUACACGAUGAGCCCACUACAGUUGGUUCAAGAUGGACCAAAUACGUGAAAAGACUGGACAAUUUAUUCACAGCUUUCGCCAUUACCGACGCGAAGCAGCAGCGGACACUCCUCCUUCACUACGCCGGGCUGGAGGUGUGCGAUAUCUUCGAGUCUCUGCCGGACACAGGUGAGUCGUACGUGACAGCAAAGAGUGCUCUGGAGAAACAUUUCUGUCCUCAAGUGAAUGUUGAGUAUGAACGGUUCGGUUUUAGACAGUGCAAACAAAACGAGAGUGAGACAGUUGACCAAUAUUGUCGUCGCUUAAAGCAGUUAUCUUCAUCUUGUGAUUUUGUAAACAGGGAUUCUGAAAUCAAAUCCCAGAUCAUCCUUGGUUGUCACUCUCAGAAACUUCGCCGUCAUGCGCUGAGAGAACCACAGCUGACCCUGGAGAAGCUCCUAGGUGCGGCUCGCGUUUUCGAGCAAGCCGAUCGCCAUGCCUCCGUUAUUGAAGGCACAACGUCCGUCCAAGCAAUGAACAUUCGCUCUUCUAAGGCCUAUCAGUAUCAGCGACAACAACACUCAACAGUCCCCCUCCCAACAUCAGUCUUCUAA
Molecule: messenger RNA, 624 nt
Organism: Lytechinus pictus (painted urchin)
Lineage: Eukaryota; Metazoa; Echinodermata; Echinoidea; Temnopleuroida; Toxopneustidae
Exons: 1
Coding region: 1-624 (207 amino acids)
Source: RefSeq, a predicted model, not a curated record